This is a messenger RNA of Dictyostelium discoideum AX4, 1287 nucleotides long. It is a transcript of the gene osbI, whose product is annotated as oxysterol binding family protein, member 9. The transcript has 2 exons. The record is from RefSeq and is a predicted model, not a curated record. NCBI's taxonomy places the organism in Eukaryota, Evosea, Eumycetozoa, Dictyosteliales, Dictyosteliaceae. Gene Ontology annotation, molecular function: lipid binding. Bases 1 to 1287 code for a protein of 428 amino acids.
AUGACAGAAGUUCAAUCUAUUACUACAAGUGGUGAAAUUAAAAUGCCACUAUCUCCUUCAUCUUCUUCUUCUUCUAUUUCUUCCUCAACAACAAAUAAUACAAACAUUAAAUCAAUACCAAUUUUAUCACAAUGCUAUAGUUUUAGUGGUAAAGGAAAUGGUAAAGAAUUACAAGAUAAAAUUUUUAGACAAAAUUCAAGACAUUCAAAUGGUGGUUGGAAAUUUGUUGAUGAUAUUGAAUUAAAAAAACAAAGAGGAGUUUGUUGGUCAUUAGUUAAAAGUGUGGGUAAUAGUAUUAUUGAAGGUAAAGAAUUAACAAGCACAUGUUUACCAAUUGAAUUAUUUGAAGCAAGAUCAUUUUUAGAGAAAGUUACGGAUACAAUGGCAUUUGGUCCAUUAUAUUUAAAGGCAGCAGCUGAAACCAAUGAUCCAAUUGAAAGAAUGAAAAUGGUUGCAUCAUUUGUUGUAUCUGGGUUACAUUUGACAACUACAAUUGCUAAACCAUUUAAUCCAUUGCUAGGUGAAACGUUUGAAUGUGAUUUAGCCGAUGGAUCAAGUGCAUUUUGUGAACAGAUUUCACAUCAUCCACCAAUUUCAAGUUGGAAACUAUUGGAAAAAGAUGGUAAAUACAAGUACACUGGUCAUUUCAUUUGGUCAGCUGGUUGUCGUGGUAAUGUAGUCAAGGGUUGUUUAAAGGGUCCCCAUAAUAUUGAGUUUGCCGAUGGUACAAAUAUAGCAUUCACAUAUCCUGAUGUUUUAAUCAAGGGUAUAUUUUGGGGUGAUAGGGUCACUGAAUUUUGCGGUAAAAUGCUAUUCACUGAUGAAAAGAAUGAUUUGGCUUGUGAGUUGAUUUUCAACCCAAAUGCAUUAGGUUUCGUUAAAAGUUUCUUUUCAAAACAAAAAACUCCAUGUGAUACAAUCGAUGGUAGAAUAUUUAGAAUUAACAAUAACAAAAUCAAAGACGGAAAUUGUGAUAAAAUCAACCCUGAUGAUGUAUUAUGCAAAAUGGAAGGUACUUGGUUAACCUCUUUCUUAAUUGAUCAAGUCGAAUAUUGGAAUAUUAGAAUGAUACCACAUGGUGUAAUCUAUCGUGAUCCUGAAACAACACUUCCAACCGAUAGUGGUCGUCGUGAUGAUAUCAAACAUUUAAAAAUGGGUAAUCUUGAAGAAGCUAAAAAAUAUAAAGCCCUCAUAGAAGAUAAUCAAAGAAAACAAAAAAAAGAAAAAGAUGAAAAAUUAAAAAAAGAUGAAAAAUUAAAAAAAGAAGAUAAAAAGAAUCAAAAAUAA